AUGUCGAAAUUCGGCUGUCUAGUAAUGGGCCCCGCGGGGGCGGGCAAAACGACCUUCUGCACCGCCAUGAUCCAACACCUGCAACACAGUCGGCGAUCCUGCUUCUACGUCAACCUCGACCCGGCCGCGAGCGACUUCGCCUACGAGCCGGAUCUGGACAUACGGGACCUCAUCAGCCUGGAAGACGUCAUGGAAGAGAUGUCACUAGGCCCCAACGGCGGGCUGAUAUUCUGCUUCGAAUUCCUACUCCAAAAUCUAGAUUUCCUGGCGCAGGCCAUCGAACCGCUGUCGGAGGAAUACCUCAUUCUCUUCGAUCUCCCGGGCCAGAUCGAACUCUACACACACAUCCCGCUACUGCCCGAAUUGGUCAAGUAUCUCUCGCGCAUGGGACCCUUGAACAUCAACCUGUGCGCAGCCUACCUCCUGGAAGCGACAUUCGUGGUGGACAAGGCGAAAUUCUUCGCGGGCACGCUCUCGGCCAUGAGCGCGAUGAUCAUGCUCGAGCUGCCGCACGUCAACAUCCUCUCCAAAAUGGACCUGGUGAAGGACCAAGUGGGCAAGAAAGAGAUGAAGCGUUUCGUGGACCCAGACGCGAACCUGCUGGACGACGAGGACACGGGGCGAGGAAGCGCGGUGGAGCCACACACGGUCGACGUGCACAACCCGCAGGAGAUCGACCAGGUCAUGUCGGGUCGCUCCUUCAAGCAGUUGAAUCAGGCGGUCGCGCGGUUGAUUGACGACUUCAGCAUGGUGUCGUACCUGCAGCUGGACGUGAGUGAUGAGAACAGCGUCGGUGACAUCCUGAGUUACAUCGACGAUGCCAUCCAGUACCAUGAGGCGCAGGAACCCAAAGACCCCAAGGAAGUCGAGAUGCAGGAGCCUGCCUGGCAGGAAGAGUGA
Messenger RNA from Exophiala bonariae, 900 nucleotides. RefSeq lists its product as uncharacterized. Gene Ontology annotation, molecular function: GTPase activity. The transcript has a single exon. Bases 1 to 900 code for a protein of 299 amino acids. NCBI's taxonomy places the organism in Eukaryota, Fungi, Ascomycota, Eurotiomycetes, Chaetothyriales, Herpotrichiellaceae. The record is from RefSeq and is a predicted model, not a curated record.